This is a messenger RNA of Pseudozyma flocculosa PF-1, 1113 nucleotides long. RefSeq lists its product as uncharacterized. The transcript is spliced from 3 exons. Lineage: Eukaryota; Fungi; Basidiomycota; Ustilaginomycetes; Ustilaginales; Ustilaginaceae. Bases 1 to 1113 code for a protein of 370 amino acids. The record is from RefSeq and is a predicted model, not a curated record.
AUGACGACCCCGCUCUCCCUCGUGCACGCUCCGCGGCUUGCCUGGUCGACUUCGAUGUACCGACUUGCCCCGCUGCGGACGCACGUGCGUACCAAGGCCACCUCCGCCGUGCCACGGAAGAAGGCCAAGGCCAAGGCCAAGGCGCCGCCUGCGACAUCGACCGCGACAGGAGUGCGACCGCCAGACGCAAGGCCAAUUAGGCCGGCCGCCGACGCUGCUGCAGCGACGCCCAAGGUGCCGUCCUCCGGCCAACCGGGAUCCACGUCUUCCGCAUCCGCAUCCGCCGGGUCAUCGCAGCUCCCGCCAUUGCCGGGUGCCAGGCCGAUUGUCAUCUUCCGGGCGCCGCCCGGCAUGAAGCGCUGGCUGUACUACUUUAUCGGCUGCGUCUUUACGGGUGCAUCCGCGUACCAAGGUUACAUCCUCUCGCAGCACAUGGCGUGGCCUUGGUUCUCGCGCGACUACGAGAAUAACCCGCCCAAGCUCGUCUCGGCGUGGACGCGCUAUCCGGUGGGCGCCCUCGUGUUUGGCACCGGCGGCAUGCUGGGCUUCUUUAUGUUCUGGAGCCCGUCGAGGCUGGUGACGAGGAUCACGCUGUAUCCGGCGACGUCGCAGGUGGGCGUGCGGACGUGCGCUCCGCCCUUCCGAGCCUUGCUGCCGCGAGCGCUGCAGAACAAGCAGGCCAACGUGGCGCCGCUGUCUGCGCACGACUCGCGCGAGCGCCUGCACGACUUUGCCGCGCUCAUGCGGCGCGACAACACAUCGGCGGCCGAGAUUGCCGACUUUGCCCUGGGCAAGGGCCGCCGCGUGGUGCGCGGCGACGGCAAGGGCUACAAAAAGGUGCCCUCGUCGCUCCUGCUCGGCGAGGGUUCGAGCCUGGGCUACCAGCUCGAGGCGGCGCCGCACCCCAAGUCGCCCGACGAGGUCAAGAACCUGUACAAGCUCGGAUGGGCACGCUUCAAGCUGUGGAUGAAGGGCUCGACCGACUGGAGCGUCCCGCAGGGCGUGCCUGGCCUCACACCGGCCGAAUCCAAGGCCAAGGCGGCGAUGCACGCCAAGGAGCCGUGGUUCCUGGACCGCCACAACUUUGACCGCCUCUUUCCCGUGAGGCAGUAG